CCGAAUCCAACACUACCUACUACUAGUUUAAUAAAUUGCCCACCCACGAUCCCAGCCUCCGGGAGAAACAAACACAAGCAAGCCGUUCUGCUUCCCAUUGUCAACUUCGCACUCGCAUGUCGGGCCCAAUUCACCAUCACGCACAUUCUGAGAACCAUGGCGGGCCCCAGCGGCUCUGAUCCCACGCGGAUAGCGAUUCUGGGCAAGGAGGACAUUGUCGUCGAUCACGGCAUCUGGCUGAGCUUCGUGACUCACGACCUGCUCCAAAACAUUCCCUCGUCCACUUAUGUCCUCAUAACCGACACAAACCUGUUCCAGACAUACGUGCCGCCAUUCCAGGCUGUUUUUGACAGUGCCGCUCCAAAAGAUGCUCGCCUCCUCACCUACGCCAUCCCGCCCGGCGAGUACUCCAAGGGUCGCGAGACAAAGGCGGACAUCGAGGACUGGAUGCUGUCACAGGCGUGCACUCGCGACACCGUGGUUAUCGCCCUCGGCGGCGGCGUCAUUGGCGACAUGAUUGGCUACGUCGCCGCCACAUUCAUGCGCGGCAUACGAUUUGUGCAGGUUCCAACGACGCUGCUCGCCAUGGUUGACUCAUCAAUCGGAGGCAAGACAGCCAUCGACACGCCCAUGGGCAAGAACCUGAUCGGUGCCUUCUGGCAGCCCCAGCGGAUAUAUAUCGAUCUGGCCUUCCUCGAGACGCUGCCCGUGCGCGAAUUCAUCAAUGGCAUGGCCGAGGUCAUCAAGACGGCCGCCAUCUGGAACGAGUCCGAGUUCGCCGCCCUCGAGGAGAACGCGCCUGCCAUCCUCGAAGCGAUCCGGUCCAAGGGUUCGAGCCCCUCUGCCCGCCUCGCGCCCAUCCGGCACAUACUGAAGCGCAUCGUUUUGGGCUCCGCACGCGUCAAGGCUGAGGUAGUCUCUGCCGAUGAGCGGGAGGGCGGGCUCCGGAACCUCCUCAACUUUGGCCAUUCCAUCGGCCACGCUUACGAGGCCAUCUUGGCCCCCCAAGUCCUUCACGGCGAGUGUGUGGCAAUAGGAAUGGUCAAGGAGGCAGAAUUGGCACGCUUCCUUGGCGUCCUUAGGCCUGGUGCUGUUGCCCGUCUGACCAAGUGCAUCGCAGCCUAUGAUCUACCAACCUCGGUGCACGACAAACGGAUUGCAAAGCUGUCAGCCGGCAAGCAGUGCCCGGUCGAUGUGCUCCUGCAGAAAAUGGCCGUCGACAAGAAGAACGAGGGCCGCAAGAAGAAGAUCGUGCUGCUCUCCGCGAUUGGCAAGACGCACGAGCCGAAAGCCACUGUGGUCGAUGAUCGUGCCAUCCGGAUCGUGCUCUCUCCGUCCAUUCGGGUCACCCCGGGUGUCCCCGAGGGUCUCACAGUUAGUGUGACUCCGCCGGGUUCUAAGAGCAUCUCCAACAGGGCCCUGAUCCUGGCUGCCCUCGGAGAGGGAACAACGCGCAUCCGCGGCCUCCUUCACUCGGACGACACACAGUAUAUGCUCACAGCCAUCGCUCAGCUGCAGGGAGCCACUUAUUCUUGGGAGGAUGCCGGAGAGGUCUUGGUCGUCAAGGGCAAGGGAGGCAAACUGCAGGCUAGCGAGGAGCCUCUGUAUCUGGGUAAUGCCGGCACCGCGUCGCGCUUCCUCACGUCUGUCGUGGCCCUUUGCUCGCCAUCCGCCGUUUCUUCGACUGUGCUGACGGGCAACGCACGGAUGAAGGUGAGACCCAUCGGGCCGCUUGUGGACGCACUGCGCGCGAAUGGAGUCGGUGUCCAAUAUCUCGAAAAGGAGAAGAGCUUGCCGGUGCAGGUGGAUGCCAAUGCGGGCUUUGCUGGCGGCGUGAUCGAACUGGCUGCCACUGUCUCGUCGCAGUAUGUCUCGUCCAUUUUGAUGGCUGCCCCAUACGCGCACAAGCCAGUCACACUCCGACUCGUCGGCGGCAAGCCGAUCUCCCAGCCGUACAUUGAUAUGACCAUCGCCAUGAUGGCUUCGUUUGGCAUCGAGGUGCGCAGGUCACCGGAUGACCCCAAUACAUAUCACAUCCCCCAGGGGGUGUAUAAGAACCCGGCCGACUAUGCCGUUGAAAGCGACGCCAGCUCGGCGACCUAUCCCUUGGCCGUCGCAGCCAUCACCGGCACUACCUGUACCAUUCCGAACAUCGGUUCCAAGUCGCUGCAAGGGGAUGCCCGUUUCGCCGUUGAGGUACUUCGACCUAUGGGCUGCACCGUUGAGCAAACCGACACCUCGACAACUGUGACCGGCCCGCCGAUUGGAACGCUCAAGGCCAUCGAGCAUGUCGACAUGGAGCCCAUGACGGAUGCUUUCUUGACUGCCUCUGUGCUUGCCGCCGUCGCCUCGGGGACCACGCAGAUAACCGGCAUUGCUAACCAGAGAGUCAAGGAGUGCAACCGGAUUGCGGCGAUGAAGGAUCAGCUGGCCAAGUUUGGUGUCCAGUGUAACGAGCUCGAAGACGGCAUCGAGGUCACCGGGAAGCCGUACGGUGAGCUUGGGGAUCCAAGCGAGGGCAUCUACUGCUACGACGACCACCGUGUCGCCAUGAGCUUCGGCGUGUUGUCGACCAUCUCACCGCAUCCGGUCCUCAUCCUCGAACGUGAGUGCACCGCCAAGACGUGGCCGGGAUGGUGGGAUACCAUGUCUCAGGCCUUCCGAGUGCAGCUCGACGGCGAGGAGGAUCCGACUGUGAAGGACACGGCGCAACCUUCGCGCUCAGGCACGGACAAGUCUAUCUUCGUCAUUGGAAUGCGCGGCGCGGGCAAGUCGACAGCUGGCCGCUGGAUGUCCGAGAUUCUGAGAAGACCACUCAUCGACCUGGACGUGGAGCUGGAGAGACGGGAGGGGAUGGCAAUCCCGGAGAUCAUCCGUGGGGAGCGCGGCUGGGAGGGCUUCCGGAAAGCCGAACUCGACCUUCUCGAAGAUGUCAUGAAGAACCAAGCCAAGGGGUACAUCUUCUCCUGCGGUGGAGGCAUCGUUGAGACCGACGAAGCUCGUAAGCUGCUCAUAUCCUACCAGAAGAACGGCGGUUGUGUGCUACUGGUACAUCGCGAUACCGACCAAGUCGUCGAGUACCUAAUGCGAGAUAAAACCCGUCCCGCAUACUCGGAGAACAUCCGUGAAGUUUACUACCGCCGCAAGCCGUGGUUUGGGGAGUGUAGUAAUUUCGAAUACUACAGCCCGCAUCUGGACGGGUCCGAGGUUCUGCUUGAGCCGCCAGCCGACUUCAGUCGGUUUUUGUCCGUCAUCUGCGGCCAGGCAGCGCAUUUUGAGGAGGUCCGCAAGAAAAAGCACUCCUUUUUCGUUUCAUUGACCGUGCCCAAUGUGGCCACUGCGAUGGACGUAAUUCCUAGGGUGGUUGUGGGUUCUGACGCCGUUGAACUGCGCGUGGACUUGCUGGAGAGCUAUGAGCCGGAAUUUGUCGCUCACCAGGUUUCUCUCCUCAGGUCCGCGGCGAAGGUCCCCAUCGUCUACACGAUCCGCACAGCCAGCCAGGGAGGCAAGUUCCCGGAUGACGAACACACGCUGGCUCACCAGCUGUACCAAGUUGGCCUGAGGACAGGUGUCGAGUAUCUCGACCUGGAGAUGACCAUGCCGGUGGACAUACUCGAAGCCGUGACCGAGAGCAAGGGCUUCACGCGUAUCGUGGCGUCCCACCACGACCCCCAUUGCCAGCUCUCGUGGAGGAACGGAUCCUGGAUCCCUUUCUACAACAAGGCGUUGCAAUACGGCGACGUGAUCAAGCUCGUGGGCGUGGCGCGUGAGAUGGGUGACAACUUUGCCCUUACGAACUUCAAGAUGAAGAUGCUCGCCGCCCACGAUAAGCCAAUGAUUGGGUUGAACAUGGGCACGGCAGGCAAGCUCAGCAGAGUGUUGAACGGCUUCAUGACGCCAGUCAGUCACCCGGACCUACCGUCGAAGGCGGCACCUGGACAGCUGUCCGCGGCAGAAAUCCGACAGGCCCUAGCGCUCAUCGGCGAGCUGGAGCCAAAGUCAUUUUAUCUCUUCGGCAAGCCGAUCAGCUCCUCCCGGUCACCCGCCCUCCACAACACGCUCUUCCGCGCGACUGGGCUGCCGCACCAGUACGGACGCUUUGAGACGGACAACGUCAACGACAUCCGAGACGUGAUCCGCUCCCCCGAGUUUGGUGGCGGCUCGGUGACGAUUCCCCUCAAGUUGGACAUCAUGUCCCUCCUGGACGAAGUCACCGACGCUGCGCGGGCCAUCGGCGCCGUUAAUACGAUUAUCACGGUGCCCUCGGCAGAUAGUGGGAAGGCCACCCUCCUCGGCGAUAAUACCGACUGGAAGGGCAUGGUCUUCUCGCUCCGCUCGGCCGGCCUGAUCCAACGCACCGAAGCACACCCCGGUGCGGCCAUGGUCGUCGGCUCGGGUGGAACCACUCGCGCCGCCAUCUACGCGCUACACUCGCUGGGUUAUGCGCCCAUCUACGUCGUUGCGCGGACCCCGGAGCGGGUCAAGGAGCUGGCCGACGGGUUCUCGGCCGACUACAAGAUCCAGCACCUCGCGGCGCCGGACGAAGUGGCGGCGCUUGGGCCCCGCGACGCGCUGCCGACCGUUGCCAUCAGCACCAUCCCCGCGGACAAGCCCGUCGAUGCUAGCAUGCGCGAGGUGCUGGUUGCCGCGCUGCAGGGCGGCGGCGCGGCGGGCAAGAGCAAGGGCGAGCCGCGCGUGCUGCUCGAGAUGGCGUACAUGCCGAGGCACACACCGCUGAUGCAACUAGCAGAGGAUGCGGGCUGGACGACAAUCCCCGGGCUGGAGGUGCUUACGGCUCAGGGGUGGUAUCAGUUCCAACUGUGGACGGGUAUUGCUCCGCUCUAUGCUGAUGCGCGGGCUGCUGUUAUGGGCAGUGAGUCGGCGUAAUAAGAGCCUAAGGGGGCCAGGGGGUUGGUGUAUCGGGGAUGUUGUCAUUGUUAGUAGUCAUUGAGCUCAUUAGGCUUGACUUGGCCAUAUCAACUCCGUCGAGGUGUGUGUGUAGGGUUGUUUGCUUUGAGGGAUAUGGAUGUAGACACAGCUCAUUUUAUUACACCUCCGGUGAUUUUCCCAAGUACGCUAUCACCCAGCUGCCAUUGAA
Messenger RNA from Chaetomium strumarium, 5098 nucleotides. RefSeq names its product EPSP synthase-domain-containing protein. Gene Ontology annotation, molecular function: 3-phosphoshikimate 1-carboxyvinyltransferase activity; shikimate 3-dehydrogenase (NADP+) activity; 3-dehydroquinate synthase activity. The transcript has 2 exons. Gene Ontology annotation, cellular component: cytoplasm. The record is from RefSeq and is a predicted model, not a curated record. The coding region runs from base 157 to 4887 and encodes 1576 amino acids. Lineage: Eukaryota; Fungi; Ascomycota; Sordariomycetes; Sordariales; Chaetomiaceae. Gene Ontology annotation, biological process: aromatic amino acid biosynthetic process; chorismate biosynthetic process.